This is a messenger RNA of Fusarium mangiferae, 471 nucleotides long. RefSeq lists its product as uncharacterized. The record is from RefSeq and is a predicted model, not a curated record. Bases 1 to 471 code for a protein of 156 amino acids. The transcript is spliced from 5 exons. NCBI's taxonomy places the organism in Eukaryota, Fungi, Ascomycota, Sordariomycetes, Hypocreales, Nectriaceae.
AUGCAUUCAGCAUUUCGCAAACGCAAAGUCUCGCGAGUGAUAAGGGUUUUAGGCGCGACGAAAUGUAGGAUCGGUAAAAAAUGGUUGGACGGCAAACGCAAGCAAACUCAAUGCAUCACAAAGAAGACCAAAAGGCAAUCAAUUGGCACCAAAACUUCUUAUGCCAAGCCUAAGCGGCCAGAAGCAGUCACCAACAAGGCAAGACAUGUAUCGAUAAAAGAAGAGACUCGAAGUAAACCACCUAAGCAAGUACAACAAGGCGAUCUCUCGGCCCUCCUCUCGGGGUCGUGGGAGGAUAAGAUCGAAAGAAUUACUCACUGCGUGGGCAAGGCCGAUGACCGUAAGUGUCCGGCUGUUUACACACUUUGGAAGGACGGAAGAAAGGCCAUAUUUGAUUGGCACGUCAUAUGCGAGAAGUGCCCGAACAUGUUGGGCCUUUUAGUCAACGACCUACUCGACGAUUCUAGUUAG